ACACAAAACUAUGACAUAAUGCAGCUAUGAAAUCAAGAAGAUCCAAUUAACAGUGAAUGGAAUGCUAAAUAAAUUACUUAAAUAAACGGACUGAAAUUAUUAAGAGUAUCAGUCUUUAGAAUUUUUAGAAUUUCUAAAAGACAGGCCACUCAUAAACCAAAAGUGAAAAAUUUUACCCAAAUCUGUGAAGCUCCUUUAAUAGCUCAGUGACUGAAUUUCAGGAAGGACACUAUUUAAGUUUGAAAUCACGACUUCAGAGCCAAUUCGAAAGCUUCCGCCUUACAAUUUUCAUUUUUUUGGCUACGGAUUUCUCCUGUCCUCACAAACACUAGAACACUUGAUACUAUUUAUAAGCAGAAGCUGACAGCUGCUAUCUUCCAGAAUUAUAGAUAACAAUUUCUAACCUCUCAAUAUUUGAAACAUUAAUUUAGUUAUUACGAUAACACAGAAUUUCUUAUCAACUUCAAUCAUUCGUGUUAAGUAUUCUAUUGAAAAGAAAGGCAUUCUCUGGAAUUUUUUUAUUUUUCCCUCUUCAUUAUUCCAGUGGAUUAGAUUUUUGUCUUUUGGAUAGACAUUUCCAUUAUGAAAGCUUUUGUUUCACUCUACCUGUAACAUGUGAUUUUUCAGCUGUUCCUCCACAGAGUGAAUAAAGUCUUCAAGCUUGGUAAAAAUGGAUACAGAAAUAACUACUGACUAGAGAUUCCCCUGUACCUAGGAACUGUUUUAUCCUUGCUGGUAAUAAAAAUAAAUAAAUAAACCCCAAGUCUGAAAUUUUUGUGUUUUAUUCUUGAUUCCAUGCUUGUUAAGGUAUUUUGCUCUAUGUAUAGUCUAGACUCUUGCUCCUGAAUAUGUAAAUCCACACUUGGCUACGUUAAAAAGAAGUUUCUGUAUCCAUGUCUUGCAAGGCAGGCAGACACCUUUACAUGGCUAUGUUUAGGACUGCAACAAGGGAAAAACAUAAAAAAGCUGAGCACAGACAGCUGCACACUAUCCUGGAAAGCUGAAUUCCAUCCCAGAGAUGUUAUGCAAUGAUACACAAGCUGUGAAAUGUUAUCUGAAGUGGCUGCACUGGCUGUGUGUGCUUCAUUUCCCAGUGGCUGAGUCAAGAUCCUAGACCUGGGUGCAAGACUUGAGUCUGUGACCUGCAAAAACACCAAUCAUCCCAAUCCAAGUCUGUAAGAAGUGUUUUUGAACGUAUGAAUAAUUAAUACACUGGAAAAGCUUGGCUUGAGUAAUUAAAGUCAGACACUCCAUUCUAAUUGUAACUACUCUGCCCUAGGAUUUGUGAAACGAGAAGAAUAAUAUUUAUAACCUGAGCAAGGUAAAACAGUUCUGUUUGUUCAUGAGUUACCAGCUUUUAUAGUGAUGAUUAUUGGAGAAAACAUGAAAACCCAAUAAUUCUGACUCCAGUGCAGCACUCCAGUGGCAUAUAACAAAGGCCAUGCAUGAGUAAUGAGGAAAAAACCAGAAUACUGAGUAGCCUCUCAAUGUGAACAUCACUCCAACUGUUUGAUAGCUGAAACAAAGUCCUUAUUGCAAAAGAAGAAAACCACACAAUAUAAAAGUCCAUAAACAGAGAGAUUGCACAACCAGCCUUAACUUUGGUAUUUCCUAGUUUAGGAGUCUUAAAGUUCUUUUAGCUCUAAGCAGGCUUUAAGUUCUUUCAAAAACAUAAUUUUGUUCUUUAGAUACUUAAACCCAAAACACUAGAAAAAAGAUUUCAAUUGUAUCCUGUUAUACCAUACUGAAAGAAAUGUGGCUCAUCAACAGGACUGGAAUUUUUAGGCCUCUUGCUUCUCAAAACUGUGCAAAGCUGCACAAUACAAAAUAUGUAUUAGGUAAAUGUAUUUGUUUCUAAAUAAUGGAAUUUUCUCUUGGGCUAUAUCCUGGUAUUUCUGGAAGAUUUUAAAGAGAAGUCCAAAUUUUAAUGAUUCCUCAGGCAUAAAAAAUGUCAAUAAAUUGAAGCAAGGUAAGAGAUUUUCAAACAACAAAAAUGUGUAUUUUGCUAUGAGCUUAACCUAAAUUCCUAAAAAGCUCUGAAAAGGCCCUACCUGUUAAAUUAUCAGACACUUGUUCUUUCAUUUAAAGGUUGGUACAGCUCCUGAUCCACUUAUUUGGAGAACUCUUAACAAAGACAGGGAAAAGGAUGACUUGGUAUUUCCAUUAUCGCAAAUGUUUAAAAUAUUAUAUAUGAACAAGCAAGUGACAAAAAAAAAAAAAAUCCCCUAAAAAACAACCAAACCAGUUGUUAAAGGAGAAAGAAUCCUACUCAGAGACAUGCCAUUGCAAAGCAAUGAUUACCAGUGCAAUUCAACUGAGGAGGGAACUGUUAAAGCAAUUUUAUCCUAAAAUAAAAUAACCACAAAAUAUGCAACAACAAAACCCCUGAUAAAAUGAAAAAGCCCCUCCAGACCCCUUUCCCCAAAAGCAAAUGGUUUGAGAGUGGGCAGUGAUUGGCAACAUUACUGAAGUCAAGAAUAAGUUCGUCACCACCAUCUGUUUAAUUGUUCUUGGAACUAUGCCUUAAAAAUCAAGACAAAAUUUUUGUUCAUAGAAUGGACCCUGAAAUAUUCCUACCAUCAUCUAUCGGUCGUGAAAGUUGGGGGACCAAUUUGCAGACUUCCAGACAGAGCCAGUAAUUAUUUCUGGUUUCAUGAGGGAAAAAAGGACAGCACAGACAUGGUGCAUGGUUUAAUAAAUCAUGUCUGUGACUCUACUGUGCGAGACUGACUUCAGGCACAUUCUUAAUCCAAAUUUAUCAGAAAUUUUUAUGAAGAAAAAUCAACUGUGUAGCUGUCAAACAAAAUAGGGUCACUGGAAAGCCCCCUAAAUGGCCUCAAAGCUGAAGUUCUGUUAGUACUGCAGGAAAAUUUAAAGCCCAUUGAUGCCCUUAUUUCCAUAAAGCUCAGCAGAUGUAAGAGUCCAUCAGCAGGUUCUUUACUUUUUUUGGGAAAGAGCCCAAAUGCAAACUGUAUUUGCAAGAUUUCCCUUAAAUAUGCCUUCUGUUGAUGCUACAAGAAAUUUUUAGUCCUGACACAGGAAUAGCAUCUAUGUUAUGAUCCAUCUGGCUUCAAGAAUUUAUUUUUUAUCCCCACACCACUGGUUUUCCAGUCACACCUCUUGCCAUUGCAUCAUCAGUUCCAAACAAUUUUUAAAUCAUGAUGGUGCAUCACACUGAAAUUAAGGCAGGAAGGCUGUGCAUGCCAGGCUAUCAAUUUCUUAAAUAACAAGUUGUUCUUGAGAAAUAUUUUUCCUUAUAAAUAGGCUCUCUUAAAUAACAAAUGGUUCCCGUUACUAUUUCACAAUAGACUUCCAAAAUGUCCCCGUCAGACAAGAGUUCCAUAAGCUAAAAACUACAUCCAAAUAUUCUCAUUCAACACAAGCAGGGCUCCAGUGAAAUAAAAAUCCAUCAGAGAAAGGCUUACUGGAAAAUAAAUGCAACUCCUCAACACCUGGAAGGAUUAUUUUUUUUAGCUUACCUAUAUUCUCUGUUAACUUUCUAAAGCAAACAAUAAAACAUGUCUUCAACACACUGAAAUGAAGCCAGGCCCUGAUCUACAGAAAUCACCUGAGCAGAACACAACAAUGCCUUACACAAAUCUAGGCUAAAUAUAAAUCCAUGCCUUCCAUCAGCAGAAAGGCUGAUACUAAAAGAAGACUGUCACAAGUGGAAGAGGUUAAACUAGAAGCCUUUUCUUCAUUCUCUGCACUUUACUCCUACCUAGUAACAAAAAGCAAAGAGAACACUGCUCAAUCAAGAAGGGGAGAACAUGGCUUUGCCAACCUAGAGACAACAAAAAAAAAUUGCUUUUAUUGGGAAGAACAGAAAGGAGAGCUACCUUCAGUGUCUCAAUUUCCAGCCUUUUUCUUUUCACUAUGUCAAGAAAAGCAGCAGCUUCCUGUGUUUCUUGUGGAGUAUCUGGGCUUCCAGUCCCACGGGGAAGAGCUGCUCUGCUGUCUGUGACACACACAGCUGGUAGAGGACUCACCAGGAUUCUCACAUCAAGGUUUUCAUUUAUAAUUUAGUCCAAUCUAAGAAUAUGUUCCCAAUUAUUUUUAAAGUGCAUCUCUGAGGUACCUGCCAAAGGUACACCUCUAAUUCCACAGCUAUAGUUAAGUUCAAGGUCAAACUGUUUUCCAAACUCUGACAAUGCCAUUUCCCAGUAUAUUAGAAGAGAAGGGAAAAAAAAGAGAAGACUAUUUUAACCUCAAAUAGGUGUUCAAUAGCAUGUCAUUUUUUCCUGAAACCUGAACUUUUACUAUAAUCAGUGUGAUGAGCUGUCAUUCCAAAUGGUUUCACUCCCACAAAAUAAUGAACAACUUCAGAAAGGGCUUCAUGAAGAAAAUAAGCAACCUUAACUAUACAUGAUGUUUCUAAUUCUGACUGUUGUGAUCUCAUCUCUUAUUUCUCCACUGCAUACCUUCAGAUCCUAAGUAAUGGAAAUACAUUUGCAGAUCUGGACUGAGUUCUUAGCCUGCAACAAUAAAAGUCUGAGUUACUUGUAUAUCCUUGUUCUUGUAACAAGAAACACAUAAGAAAUACCCUAAGAUCGAGAGAAUUUAAAUCCCUCAUUUUUGUAUUUUUCCAUUUGUGUAUUCUGUUCACAACAUCAUUUUGGACAGGCAGUUGUUUAAUUUUUCCUACAUCAUCUCUAGUUCUAAAAUGGUUAGAAAAAUAAUUUUAAAAAUCCACACAGAAAUAGGCAAAAGCCAACUACUCCUGAGAUCUCAAACAGUUCAUUGGUAUUUACAGCACAUCUUAAUGCAUUCCCUUUUGUUGCUUUGCCACAGCCUGUUAACAGGUUACAGUCCCCUCAUUAAAGAGUUCUCUACUCUUCUGUAACCAUUCCUUCUCUUGCAGUCAGCUGUUACACUGCCUUCAGUAACAUCUGCUUGUCUGUAGGGCUGCAGACAGAAACUUUGCAGUACGAUUUUCAGCAAUAUAAUACCAUUUCACCGGCACAGAAAGGACGUUCACUGUUCUCACAGAAUGACAGGCAAACUGUGGGUAGGUUCACACUGUGUUCAUGAGAUAAAUUUCACCCUGAACCCUUUAUCAUUCACAUAUGGUCACUGCAUUUUUACAUGCUUGAAAGCUGAAGGAUCAUUAAAGUAUUAAUAUUGUUUCCCUUGCAUUUUACUUGUGAAAUUGCAAUUUAGUAAUUUCUUUCAUGAAGACAGAAAUACACCCCUUUGAAGUACCUUGUUGCUUUUUUUCUUGGAUUACUGUAAUUCUAUUUUAAUGUCUUUGUAUCUGUUUUAAAAUUUUAUUUUAACAACUGAAGUUAGUGUUCAGAUUAUUCAGAAGUUUACUGAUUUUCCUACAACAAGACAUUCUGUGAGCAAGAAUACAGAACAUUCUGUGUAUAUGAACAAAGAGAGAAACAAUGCACCCUCGAGAUCAAGUUUGACACCAAGAAAAUGUAAUUUAAGUAGUAAACAGUUCCUUAUUUAACCUGUAAUUCAACUGAAAAAAACCCCAAACCCUCACAUUUAUCAAAUUCAUUUUAUAUUAGCAGCUAGAUAUUUCACAGCAGCAGCACUGGGAGGUACCCUGCAAGUCUGAAUCCCUGAUUAUAGACUAGAGAUACAGUCAUAUUUAAAUAAAAAUUUGGGAUUAUUGCAUGGGACUAUUUUCACUGCAGCAACUGUAUUGUUUCCAUACAAAGUAAAAAUAUGUAUUUCAUUUUGCUUCAAAAGUUAGCAGCUUUUUACUAGCUUAUGCAUAAUCCUUCAGGAAUAAAACUUAACAGUAAUCAUCAUCUGCUUCCUCAGUCUCUCCUCUCCUUCAGAUUUUAACUCUCAGUGUAAAUUUGAACAUCUACUUUGCUUUCUGUUAAAGAGUGUUAGAAAGAGAAAUAUUCACAUGAGAGAAACCAGAGUAAAAACAACAGGUAACAAUACAGAGAAGGCAGCAAAGCCCUGCAGGAAGACACAGCAUACUCACAAAAAAAUUCCCAUGUUAUUUCUCUCAUUUUUCUAAUUAUUAUGAAAUUUCAUGAACUUGUUAAUUGAGAGAUGCUACGCAUGCCUGUAUAGAGGAUUUAACACUGUAUGCUGUUUAGGAAGAUAUUGAAAUUUUACAGAAAGGCAGUUUGUUAACAGAGCCAAAAGAAUUGGCACAGCUCAAACAGAAAGUCCAUAUCCUGUGUAAGACAAUGGGCAGCAGCAGAUGAUCCACGGAAAGAAUCUUCUUAUUCCCUUUAUUGCUGACUUCUGACCUGAAGCUUGUGUGUUACAAUACUUACUUUUCCCCCCCCCCCCAGCUACGGAAUCUCUCUGGUUGGUUUAAUGCAUGUAAAUAAUACCUCUGUUAUGCAAAAGGAUUAUUAAACCAGGCUCUAAAAGUCCUGGGCAUAUGUAUGUCCAACAUAACGAUGCCAGCAGGAAAAACCCACCGGGGUAUUUCCUGAGAUUGAUUUGAAGCAAUGCAUGAUGAAGACUUUAUACUUUAUGAAAGGAGAAAACCCCACAACUGGGCUGCAGCCACAGCCAUUGAAGCAGAGCAGGCAGCAGGCAUUAAGCCCAGUGCUGUUACUGGUUUGGAAAGCAGUUAAGACAAAAAAGCAACACUGCCUUUGCAGCCUGAGUGAAAUUCCACUGGAGCACUUGCACCAUGUUUCUGUAUAUAACACAUUCCUUGUCCUUUAAAGGGUAUGAUAUCUUACACUUGGGAAGGGUUUCUUUCCUCUUCCCUCCUGUAAUUGAAAAGUAUUCUUUACUGCCGAUUUAAGGUUUGUUUUGACAAAGAGAGCACUGAUGAGGCACUCAAGAGCUUGUAUUAAAUCAAAGUUAGACAGAAGUGAGCAGCUUGUAUAUGUGCUGUGGGAUACACUCGCUCACAUAUUUAUCUUCCGUGUUUUGAGAGAAGGUUACAAAUAUUUUUAUACAUAUACACACACAUAUAAAAGAGUGUGAGUAAGCAAGCUCACAUUCCAAGAGAAGUUUUCUGGCUAUGUCAGGAGUGUAGUCCACCCUCUGCUAAGCAAACCUAUUUUUUUUCAAGCACAAGAGGAUAUUAUCAGAGGAGCCCGUGUGGAUAUACAGAAACCAGAGAUCGUCAUGGCUCGCUGAGGUGAUGAGCUGAUGGGUGGAUGGCGCCCAUUAUCUUCACUCCUCAAUCCAAGUUUUCCUGAAAAACGGACAGGGGGAGGAGGAGGCUCCAACUGAGCAUAAGGCACAGAGGACAAGCAAAGGAUUAGGAGUGGACAGCAAGAAAGGGAAGGAGAAUGCAAAAGAUAUUGAAAACGUUUCAAAGAGCUAGAAAAUAGUUCCUAGAUUAGAAGAUCCAGUUGUCAGCAACUUAAAACAAUAUUCAGGUUUUAACUUCUGUACAAGGCUAUUACAUAACCCUGAAGCAAGGAAUUUAACCAAAAGGAAUGUGCCUUUACUAUCUAUAGAAAAUACACUUAGCUUCAGCUGCUUCAACGCUCCUUGGAAUUUUAAAAUGUUUCAAGCCUUGGUUCGGCAAGCGUAUCACCCCCUGCCCAGCCACCAGCCGGGGGAACCCGACGCCAAGUACAAGGGGAAGCUGGUGCAUGAAACUCAGCUGAACUGCUUCUACAUCAAACCUGGAGGUUCCAACUAUGGGAGUCCCCGUCCAGCUCAUGCCAACAUGAAUGCCAAUGCAGCUGCAGGGCUUGCCCCAGAGCACAUCCCCACCCCGGGGGCAGCUCUGUCCUGGCAGGCUGCCAUCGAUGCUGCCAGGCAAGCCAAGCUGAUGGGCAGUGCCGGCAACGCCACGAUAUCCACGGCCAGCUCCACGCAGAGGAAACGGCAGCAGUAUGGCAAGCAGAAGAAGCAGGGCACCACCACAGCCACCCGUCCUCCCCGGGCACUGCUGUGCCUCACGCUGAAGAAUCCCAUCCGGAGGGCGUGCAUCAGCAUCGUCGAAUGGAAACCAUUUGAAAUAAUUAUUUUACUGACUAUUUUUGCCAAUUGUGUGGCCUUAGCUAUCUAUAUCCCCUUUCCAGAAGAUGAUUCCAAUGCCACCAAUUCCAAUCUGGAACGAGUGGAAUAUCUCUUUCUCAUAAUUUUUACAGUGGAAGCAUUUUUAAAAGUAAUAGCAUACGGACUUCUCUUUCACCCCAACGCUUACCUCCGCAAUGGCUGGAAUUUACUAGAUUUUAUAAUUGUGGUAGUAGGGCUUUUUAGUGCAAUUUUAGAACAAGCAACCAAAGCAGAUGGGGGGAAUUCAAUAGGAGGAAAAGGUGCCGGAUUCGAUGUUAAAGCACUGCGGGCUUUCCGAGUAUUACGUCCACUACGGCUGGUGUCUGGAGUUCCUAGUCUCCAGGUGGUUUUAAAUUCAAUCAUCAAGGCCAUGGUCCCUUUGUUGCAUAUUGCCCUGCUGGUGCUGUUUGUCAUUAUUAUCUAUGCCAUCAUUGGACUGGAGUUAUUCAUGGGGAAGAUGCAUAAGACCUGCUACCAUGUGCAAGGGGGACUGAUAGAUACACCUGCAGAAGACGAUCCGUCUCCGUGCGCCCCCCAGUCUGCCCACGGGCGGCAGUGUCAGAACGGCACCGAGUGCAAGGCGGGCUGGGAGGGACCUAAGCAUGGCAUUACCAACUUUGACAAUUUUGCUUUUGCCAUGCUCACGGUGUUUCAGUGCAUCACCAUGGAGGGCUGGACAGAUGUGCUCUACUGGGUCAAUGAUGCCAUAGGAAGGGACUGGCCCUGGAUCUAUUUUGUUACACUAAUCAUCAUAGGGUCAUUUUUUGUACUUAACUUGGUUCUCGGUGUACUUAGCGGGGAGUUUUCCAAAGAAAGAGAAAAGGCAAAGGCUCGAGGCGAUUUCCAGAAGCUACGGGAAAAGCAGCAGCUAGAGGAGGAUCUGAAGGGAUACUUAGACUGGAUAACCCAAGCAGAAGAUAUUGAUCCAGAAAAUGAAGAUGAAGGCAUGGAUGAGGAGAAGCCUCGAAACAGAAGCCCUCCAGCUGGUUUGCCUGAUGAGAAGAAAGGAAAGUUUGCUUGGUUUAGUCACUCCACAGAAAGCCAUGUGAGCAUGCCCACCAGUGAGACCGAGUCCGUGAACACCGACAACGUCCCUGGAGCGGAUAUGGAAGGCGAGAACUGCGGCGCAAGGCUGGCGCAUCGGAUCUCAAAAUCAAAAUUUAGUCGCUACUGGCGCCGAUGGAAUCGAUUCUGCAGAAGGAAGUGCCGUGCUGCUGUCAAGUCCAAUGUUUUCUAUUGGCUGGUGAUCUUCCUCGUGUUUCUCAACACCCUCACCAUUGCCUCUGAGCACUACAACCAGCCAGACUGGCUCACGGAGGUCCAAGACACUGCCAAUAAGGUGCUGCUAGCUCUUUUCACGGCAGAGAUGCUGCUGAAGAUGUACAGCCUUGGUCUCCAGGCCUACUUUGUGUCCCUCUUCAACCGCUUUGACUGUUUCAUUGUGUGUGGAGGCAUCCUGGAAACCAUCCUGGUGGAGACAAAGAUCAUGUCACCCCUGGGCAUUUCAGUCUUGAGAUGUGUGAGACUCCUAAGAAUAUUUAAAAUCACAAGAUAUUGGAACUCCCUGAGUAAUCUUGUGGCUUCACUCCUGAAUUCAGUCCGCUCCAUUGCCUCCCUGUUGCUGCUCCUCUUCCUCUUCAUCAUCAUCUUCUCACUCCUGGGGAUGCAGCUCUUUGGGGGCAAGUUUAACUUUGAUGAGAUGCAGACCAGGAGGAGUACAUUUGACAACUUCCCUCAGUCCCUCCUGACUGUGUUUCAGAUCCUGACUGGGGAGGACUGGAAUUCGGUGAUGUAUGAUGGGAUCAUGGCUUAUGGCGGCCCCUCUUUUCCAGGAAUGUUGGUCUGUAUUUACUUCAUCAUCCUCUUCAUCUGUGGAAACUAUAUCCUGCUGAAUGUAUUUUUGGCCAUUGCUGUGGACAACCUUGCUGAUGCUGAGAGUUUAACAUCUGCACAGAAAGAGGAGGAAGAGGAAAAAGAAAGGAAAAAGCUAGCUAGGACUGCUAGUCCCGAAAAGAAACAGGAGAUGGAGAAAACAACUGUGGAGGAAGAGACAAAGGAGGAGAAAAUUGAGCUGAAAUCGAUCACUGCAGAUGGAGAGUCCCCACCUGCUACCAAGAUCAACGUGGAUGAUUAUCAGCCCAAUGAAAAUGAAGAGAAGAGCCCUUAUCCCACAACAGAAGCACCAGCAGAGGAAGAUGAGGAAGAACCCGAGAUGCCUGUCGGCCCUCGACCUCGCCCGAUGUCUGAGCUGCACCUCAAGGAAAAGGCUGUGCCCAUGCCUGAUGCCAGUGCUUUUUUCAUCUUCAGUCCUAACAACAGGUUUCGUGUGCACUGCCAUCGAAUCGUUAAUGAUAACAUUUUCACCAACCUGAUCCUGUUUUUCAUCUUGCUCAGCAGCAUCUCCCUGGCAGCCGAGGACCCCGUGCGACACCUCUCCUUUAGGAACCAAAUUCUCUUUUAUUUUGAUAUAGUUUUUACUGUCAUUUUCACCAUUGAAAUUGCUCUGAAGAUGACCGCCUACGGGGCUUUCCUCCACAAGGGCUCCUUCUGCAGGAACUAUUUCAACAUCUUAGACCUGCUGGUGGUCAGCGUUUCUCUCAUCUCCUUUGGGAUCCAGUCCAGUGCCAUUAAUGUGGUGAAGAUCCUGCGUGUUCUGCGGGUCCUUAGGCCACUGAGGGCCAUCAACAGAGCCAAAGGACUAAAGCACGUGGUCCAGUGUGUGUUUGUCGCCAUCCGAACCAUCGGGAACAUUGUGAUUGUCACCACUUUGCUGCAGUUCAUGUUUGCCUGCAUUGGAGUUCAGCUGUUUAAGGGCAAGCUGUACAGCUGCACGGACAGCUCCAAGCAGACGGAAGCAGAAUGCAGAGGGUACUACAUCACCUACAAGGAUGGGGAGGUCAGCCAGCCCAUGAUACAGCCCCGGAGCUGGGAGAACAGCAAGUUCGACUUUGACAACGUCCUGACUGCCAUGAUGGCCCUCUUCACCGUCUCGACCUUUGAGGGCUGGCCAGAGUUGCUGUAUAGGUCCAUUGAUUCCCACAUGGAGGAUGUGGGACCCAUCUAUAAUCACAGGGUUGAGAUCUCCAUCUUCUUUAUUAUCUACAUCAUCAUCAUUGCUUUCUUCAUGAUGAACAUCUUCGUUGGUUUCGUCAUCGUCACAUUUCAGGAACAAGGAGAACAAGAGUACAAGAACUGUGAGCUGGACAAAAACCAGCGCCAGUGUGUAGAGUAUGCCCUGAAAGCCCGGCCUCUGCGGAGAUACAUCCCUAAAAACCAGUACCAGUACAAAGUUUGGUACGUGGUCAACUCCACCUAUUUUGAAUACCUGAUGUUCGUUCUGAUCCUGCUGAACACCAUCUGCCUGGCCAUGCAACACUAUGGUCAGAGCUGCAUGUUCAAGGAAGCCAUGAACAUCCUCAACAUGCUCUUCACUGGCCUCUUCACUGUGGAGAUGGUCCUGAAAUUAAUCGCCUUCAAACCCAAGGGUUACUUUAGUGAUCCUUGGAAUGUUUUUGACUUCCUCAUCGUAAUUGGCAGCAUUAUAGACGUCAUUCUCAGUGAAACUAAUCACUAUUUCUGUGAUGCAUGGAAUACAUUUGACGCCUUGAUUGUUGUGGGUAGCAUUGUUGAUAUAGCAAUCACCGAGGUGAACCCAGCUGAACAUACCCAAUGCUCUUCCUCUAUGAACGCAGAGGAAAACUCUCGCAUCUCAAUCACCUUCUUCCGACUCUUCCGCGUGAUGCGCCUCGUGAAGCUCCUGAGCCGAGGGGAGGGCAUCCGGACACUGCUUUGGACCUUCAUCAAGUCCUUCCAGGCUCUCCCCUAUGUGGCUCUUUUAAUAGUGAUGUUGUUCUUCAUCUACGCUGUGAUUGGGAUGCAGGUGUUUGGUAAAAUUGCGCUGAACGACACCACAGAAAUCAACCGCAACAAUAACUUCCAGACCUUCCCCCAGGCAGUGCUGCUGCUUUUCAGGUGUGCCACAGGUGAGGCCUGGCAGGAAAUCAUGCUGGCAUGUCUCCCGGACAAGAAGUGCGACCCGGAGUCGGAGCCGGCCAACUCCACGGAAGCCGAUCACUCGUGUGGCAGCAGCUUCGCCGUCUUCUACUUCAUCAGCUUCUACAUGCUCUGUGCCUUCCUGAUCAUCAAUCUCUUUGUAGCUGUUAUAAUGGAUAACUUCGAUUACUUGACACGGGACUGGUCCAUUUUAGGACCACACCACCUGGAUGAGUUUAAAAGGAUCUGGGCAGAGUAUGACCCUGAAGCUAAGGGACGGAUCAAGCACCUGGACGUGGUGACGCUGCUCCGGCGGAUCCAGCCCCCGCUGGGCUUCGGGAAGCUCUGCCCUCACCGGGUGGCUUGCAAACGCCUUGUCUCCAUGAAUAUGCCACUGAACAGCGAUGGGACCGUCAUGUUCAAUGCCACUCUCUUUGCACUGGUCAGAACAGCACUGAGGAUCAAGACAGAAGGUAACCUGGAGCAAGCCAACGAGGAGCUGAGAGCAAUAAUUAAGAAAAUCUGGAAGCGCACCAGUAUGAAGCUGCUGGACCAGGUGGUGCCUCCUGCAGGUGAUGACGAGGUGACCGUGGGGAAGUUCUACGCCACUUUCUUGAUCCAGGAAUAUUUCCGGAAGUUCAAGAAGCGCAAAGAGCAGGGGCUGGUGGGGAAGCCCUCCCAGCGCAACGCGCUGUCCUUACAGUUUGCUGUUUUGCAGGCUGGUCUGCGCACGCUCCACGACAUCGGGCCCGAGAUCCGGCGAGCCAUUUCUGGAGACCUGACCGCUGAAGAGGAGCUGGACAAGGCCAUGAAAGAAGCUGUUUCUGCUGCCUCUGAAGAUGAUAUCUUCCGGAGAGCUGGAGGCUUGUUUGGAAACCAUGUGAGCUAUUACCAAAGUGAUGGCAGGAGUGGGUUCCCCCAGACAUUCACCACCCAGAGACCUUUGCACAUCAACAAGUCUGGCAACAACCACGGCGAUACUGAGUCUCCAUCUCACGAGAAGCUGGUGGACUCCACCUUCACUCCCAGCAGCUACUCAUCUUCAGGCUCCAAUGCCAACAUCAACAAUGCCAACAACACUGCUCUGUGUCGCUUCCCCAGCCCACCCAGCUACCCCAGCACUGUCAGCACGGUGGAAGGCCAUGGUACCCCCUUGUCACCCACCAUAUGUGUGCAGGAGGCUCCCUGGAAACUCCCCUCCAAAAGGACACAUUACUACGAGACACUGGCACGCUCCAGUUCCAGAGACAGCCAGCUGGCAAUUGUUUGCCAAGAGGAAGUGUCUCAGGAUGAGACUUAUGAUGAAAAUUUGAAUGAAGACAUUGAGUACUGUAGUGAACCAAGUCUGCUCUCUACCGAAAUGCUUGCAUACCAGGAUGAUGAAAACAGACAACUCACUCCACCAGAACACAGCAAAGGAGAGGACACCCGGCACUCUCCGAAGAAGGGGUUCCUGUGCUCCUCAGCUCUAGGUCGAAGAGCAUCUUUUCACUUAGAGUGUUUAAAAAGACAGAAAAACCAGGGUGUGGAUGUCUCACAGAAGACAGUCCUGCCUUUGCAUCUGGUCCAUCAUCAGGCAUUAGCAGUGGCCGGCCUGAGUCCCCUGCUCCAGCGAAGCCAUUCCCCCACCAUGUUCUCCCGGCUGUGCGCUACGCCCCCGGCUACGCCCUGCAACCGGGGCUGGCCGCAACAGACCAUCCCAACGCUGCGCCUCGACGGGGCCGAGUCCUCGGAGAAGCUCAACAGCAGCUUGCCGUCGGUGCACUGCGGCUCCCGGUACCCCGAGAGCGGCGGCAGCCCCAGGAGAGCCCGGCCGGUGUCCCUGACCGUGCCCAGCCCCACCGCAGGGAGCAGCCGGCAGUUCCACGGCAGCGCCAGCAGCCUGGUGGAAGCGGUCUUGAUUUCGGAAGGACUGAUGCAGUUUGCUCAAGAUCCAAAGUUCAUUGAGGUCACAACCCAGGAGCUCGCAGACGCCUGCGACAUGACGAUAGAAGAGAUGGAAAAUGCAGCAGACAACAUUCUCAAUGGUAACAGCAAGCAGAGCCCCAAUGGCAACCUCUUGCCUUUUGCUAACUGCAGGGACCCAGGGCAGGACAGUGCAGGAGAGGAAGAGGAAGAGGUGCAGAACCCGGAUUGUAGGAUAAGUCAGGAGGAGCUCAAGGACAGCAGGAUUUAUAUCAGCAGCCUGUAGUUGCCAGGGCUGGAAGCGAUGCUGGUUUUUUAUUUGUUUCAAUGUUCCUAAUGGGUUUGUUUCAGAAGUGCCUCACUGUUCUCGUGACCUGGAGUAACCGGAACAGCGUUCUUCAUUCAUUUCUGUUGGGACGAGUCGCAGAGUUGGGUGGUGUAAGAAAGCUUUUCAGGAGCGGAUAUAACCCCAGCACGUGUCCAUGAAGGAAGAGUGAGGAGGAGAAGAAGAGGAGGAGAGCCAGCUCCCUCUUUUUUUCAGUCCCUGUACAAGGAACGACAGCUGCCUCCGGAGCACGAAGGGGAACCUCAGCUUCCUGUGGAUUGCCCUAGCCAAAAGGACCCUGCGCCAAACGGGUGUCUUUCAACCUUGCUUGUAAAAAUCAUUUUGCACAUAUUCUGUAUGAGCCUCACCGUCUCCAUAAAGCCAAGGCCCUUUGAUUCGGAAGGAGAGGAAGACUUCUGCUGUGGAUUCCCACACGGCCACGGGGAGGAGGAAGCAGGAGAAGCCCGAGGCGCGGCCCAGCCCUGCCGAGACUCCGGCAGCGGCCCCUGCCGGCCAAUCAGAGCUCGGGCGGUCACUCGCCAGCCAAUCCGAGUUUAGGCGGUUUCCUGCUGGCCAAUCAGAGCUAGCGCGCCAACUGUGCCGGCCAAUGGGAGAGCAGGCAUGGCGGCGGGGCUGAGAGGCCGCCAGGCCUGUGCAGAGUUCUUGUUUUGCAGUUUGGUAUUUUCUUGAAAGCAUGUUGCAGUUUUUAUUUUGACUAUUUUAUUAUUAUUAUUAUUAUUAUUAUUAUUAUUUUGAGGGAGAAGGGAGUGUUUACAGCGUUUUGUAAUCACCUACCUUUUUUGUUUUGGUUUAUUUUCACCUUUGCAGAUGUUAAAUUGGUUUGAUCAUGUUGUAUUAUUAUUUAAACUGGGGUGGGGGUGGUUUCUCCAUUGGAAUUUGGUAGAAGUAUAACGAUAGAUGAGUUUUACCAACCAUUAUGUACACCGAGGAUUUGUAAUUUUAUUUACUAGCAACUGAAACCUUUUGUUGUUGUUGUUUUAUAAUUUAAAGAUAGUAGGCAAUGCACUUGAUAUAGUCUUGCACAUUUGAGUGAUUGAUUUGGGUUCUUUUUAGUGCUAAGUGUAUCGGUGAGUGUGGGAGCGAUAGGAGCGAGCGUGUGUGCACGUGUGUGUGCGUGUGUGUGUAAGAGCAGCUCUCCACGUCCUGGUUUGAGCUGCUGGAGAUCUGUAUCUGGGGCCAUUCGAAUGCAAAAACAAACCACUGUCUCUGCUUUCGAAAAGGGAAUCAGUAACUUUGCAUUUUCUGUUCCACAAGAUAUGCAAAAACAAUGCAAUAAUGUUAAUUUUAAAAUAAAAUUGUAAGUUGUGUCGGCAUUAAAACUGUAUAGAAAAAAGAAAAAAUUUACGGGGGUGGGGGGAAACAAAAAAAGAAAAACAAACCAGAAGACGUUACGCUUCGAUAUAUUCCGUGUGAUGUUUUAUUGCAUUGAUAAUGUUUCUGUUGAAGAAACCGUUAUACUUGAAUUCAGGUCAGUUUCAGUAUUUUUCAAAUAUUUUUUUAAAAUGAAUUGCAAUUGUGCCAAGCAAAGAUAAUGAAUUGAAUUAAGUUUGUUUAAAAAAAAAAAGAAAAAAAAAGAAUCACUUCUUGUAUAUUUUGCUGCAUGUCAAGUGAGUCAUUUCGUAUUUGGAAUGUGCCAAGCUUUACCUUUGAACUUUUAAGUGCUUUUUUACGUGUGGUUGGGGAAAGGGUACUACUUUAUUUUUUUUUUUCCUUUUUUAAUUUGUACGAUGAACAAAGUGUACCUGGUGUAAGUAACUAUUCUGCAAUCCACUGACAGGUUGAACGUUACUGAUUUUGCAUAUCUUGUGUUCAUUUUCCUUCUUCCUCACUCCCUUCUAACGUGCACGAUGACUUUAUUGGUAGAGAAUCUUUCUUCCCAAGACUGGGACGUUUUAUUCAGGCUUGGUUUUCUUUCCUUUUGCUCAGUUCCUCUACAGGUCUUGUCCCACUCAAGGGUGACAAGACCCCCAAAGCCCAUUUGGCAGAUCCAUCCUACACGUUCAGCUGGCACCAGCAAUUUGAGGAGCGGGGCGGAAAAAAAUCUGGCUUCAAAAUUAUUUUAUUAAAUUGCUGAACCCUGAUCAGUUUUAGCAGGAUCCUGGGAUAAGAAAUGUGAGAAUCAGAACAGUUGGCAAAGUAAAGUUACCUAACCCUGGUCUGGGCUGAAAGCAGAGGGAGAGAGCUGUGGAUCUUUAUUAGGAGAAUUGCUGCAGGCUGGUCAAGAUGCAGGUGCCAAGUGGCGUUUUGGUGUUCCUAUGCGUGGUCUCCAUCCUCUUCCCAGACUUAAAGGAGGGUACUAAGUCACAAAACAUCUGGCAGCACAGCAUGUCCCAGCCACAAUUCCUGACUAGUAGGUGUGAAACUCUCACACUGAGGGUUGGCCCUAACCCUGAGAGAGGCUGAAAAAACAGGCAGGUAUUGUUAGAUUUUAUGCAACUGGUUUUUGUCUAGACUACUGCUGGUUUUUUUUUUUCCUCCUCAGGAUGAUUCACAAACUUGCAGAUCAGUUCUGAGGUGUGAUCUGACUCAGAGCUAAACUUUGAUUCGAAUCUUGAGCUUCUGCAGAUGUCCAAGAACACCCUUCACUGCGUACAUUGAUUACAUUAUUUUUGUGACAUUCUUGUUUUUCUUCUCAGUUCUCUGGGGCAUAGAGGAGAAAUAGCAAAGGGUAUUUUUGUCCGUACUUUUUAAACUGGCCAGAAUCAGCUCAAGAUACCUUGGAAAAAAACAAAUACUAGAGAAAUAUGAAUCCAUUUGUACAAGCAUCUGUCAUCAAAGUCAUAAUUCCAGGCUUCCCUGGAGAAAGUGACUAGCUGGUGUGGGUCAGUCUCAUCCUUUCAUCCCUGGUGCCUGUACAGAGAUGGGCACACACGUGUGUCUCCCUGUGAGUUUGCUGCUGCUGCUGAUGAUGUGCUCCAAAGGGACUUGAGGGAGAAUGCCCGUGCCUGGCUGUUCCUGAGAAUGCUGUGUAAGGGCUCCCUAACUCAUUUUCUUUCACUGCAAAGUCCAUCUGACCCUGCCAAUGGAAGACAGGGGUUCUUCACUCCUGAAAAACAGUGCUUACCUAAAUUAGUGGUGACAAUAAACAUUUUGGAUGCUUGACAGCACAUCUGUUAGGAUUUUUCUUGAUGGGAAGGAAAAUGGCAGGAAGCAUAGUGCCCCAGGCAGUGAAAGCUGUUGCUCCCUCAGGGGUCAGAGCCUAUGGCCAGGGGAAACCCCACUCUCUCCUGGAAGACCCUGUAGGUGCUACCGAGUGGAAAAUGCAUGGCUAGCAGACAAUGCAAAUUACUUCUGCAGUUUGAGGGGUCGCUGUUAAAUUUAGUAAUUGCUGGUGCCAGCUGUGCAAACUUCUCUUUCUGGGGAGGGUGGCUUUUUUUUCUAUUUUUUUUCAUUUGAGGUACUUCCAAUGUGCACAUUGUGACAGGCCUGAGCAAAGAGCUGCUGCCUCCUGUGAGUGAGGCAGAUUCUGGGGGACAGUGGGAAGGAGGGGGCAGGUUUAGUUCCUGGAGUGUUUCCCUGUGUAUGGGAGUGGAUGGUGGGUACAAUCCUUGUGCUGUGGAUGGAAGCUUUGAAGGAACCGAUGGCUGAGAAGCGGCGUGGAAGGAAAGAAUGGGGAAAACGAUCUGCUGUUUGCCUCCGAGCAUCUCUGACUCGCGAGAGGACACUGCAGACUAAAGACAUUUCCUAUAAAACAACAAACCUCCUCCCUGUAUCACUCCUGCUCAUUAGUCCAGACAGUACUGGGUCAGCCACAUCGGGUGCAUUUCUUUUUUUCUUCCCUGUUUCUGUGUGGCUGACAUGAUGGGAAAGCAAGUGGAACUCAUGAUCCAGAGCUGGAGUUUCAUUGUCCACAGACCUUUUGUGCAUCAUCUGCCUCUUCAGCUGGACAUGUGGACGAUGAUGGUGUAGAUGCUGCUGCUACUGCAGGGGUCCCGCCUGUUUUCUUGCCCUGCCCACCACACCCCAGCACGGAGGGACAACCAGAGAGGCGCCAUGUACAGAACCGCAUCUAUUUCUGCUUUGUUUUCUGACUCACAACCCUGCCCCAGUGACUACGACGACAACAACAACAAAAAAAAAGGGCAAAUGCAUUUUUUACAUUUCUUGAUAAUUUCCAAAGCAAUGUAUCAUUGCUUUCUUUAGACUGACGCCAAUAUAACAGUUGUAUGGGUCUCAGCCAGGCUCCUGUGUCUUUUCUGCCUGAGUUUCAGAUUGCUGUAUGAAAUGUACGCGCGUUUGCACACAGACACAACCAGACGAGGUGGCAGCACCCCCAGCCCGUGGGGUUUGGUCACCUGUGUCACAGACGGAGUUGGAGGCCUUGCUUUGUGUGAGUAGAUGAGAAACCCCAACCCACUGGUCCAGGGAGCUGAAGUGAAGCAGCCCUACUGAGACAGAACUGAGUAUCCUGAGAUACAUCCAUGGUCCUGCUGUGACUGUCCCCACAGCAGGGGCACUCGGGGGGAGAGGAACACUGAAUGGGGAAUUUGGAGCACAACAAUAUUGAAGUAGAAUCCAGUCAGGGGUUUCUGGUAGCAGGGAGAUUUUACCAGUUCUCAUAAUGAAAACUGUAGUGCAUAUAAAGAAAACAUUCCAGGCCAUCAGAAGCCUCGAGCCCCAUCUUGCUAACAUGAGGCCGGAGGGCAUUAGAGGCCAAGGAGGUUGUAUUGAUGCACAGGAUGUGGAAAACAGAAUUGGGCCCUGAAAAAUUUAAUUACAUCUUUCUGCCAUUUAUUUUCUUCUUCAAAGGAGUCUAAGAAAUACAAUUCUUAAUAGCUGCACAGGGUUUCUUUUUUUCUUCUUUUGAAUGUUGUGAAACUUUAAAGUUUUUUUCUGGGUGAGCAAGCCCGGGGGUCCAGAAAGUUUCCAGUGGGAUCUCAGUCCAUGGAGCUUUUAUCUCUGUUCCUGCUUUGUUUCUGGAAAGCUGAAACCACUCUGGCCUUGCUGCUACAGCUCCCUGAGGUUGGGUGGGUGAGGGCAGAAGCAGAGCAGGAGAUAUGUCCUGUUCUGAAGACAGAUUGGGCUCCAAUUGCUUUUAGAAAACUCAGUAGCAUGACACUGGAAUGGAAAAAAAAAAAACCCUCAUCUGAUACAAACUUUAGUGUUCUAGUUAAAUUCUCCAUUCUUCUCCUCCCCCUUACGGGGAACUUCUCACUUGAGCAUAAAAACCAGGCCUUCUUUAGGGGCACAGGGCUCGACUCAGUUGCCUAACCGUGGGUGUCCACUGUCAUUUGAGAUACCCUACAGAAUCCUCUGCCAGGUCUGCUGCAGCUGCUGGGGAGAGGCACAGCUCUGGCCCAGGCAGGGCUGGUGUCACAGCCCCCAGCCCCAGAGGACGGCAGAGAUCUCAGGUGGCAGGGGACAAUUAGGCAACUUAAUCAAGUCCCUUUCUAAAGGGCUAAUUGAGAGGAGCAGCACCAAUGACAGAUGUAAUGAGGGAAUCUUCAUUAGCAUUACCAAGGGCUUAGUUAGGCAGGAUCAGGAGCUUGUCUCCACAAUCCCACGCUGUUGUUUUUCUAACCCAUGUCAGGCACUCUGCCUCCACUCCUGCGGCCUGAAGUUGGCAGCGCUCUGCCUGGUCCUUUCCUUAGGCCAGGAUUAGAGGCUGCACCCCAGGCCCAGGGGAGCUGGGACAGGCCCAGGCAAGAGCAGGCGUCACUCCACUCAACCACAGAUUUUUCUGCCAGCGUUCCAACAGCCCCUUUCCAAAGCUUUUUUCCUAUUUGAGACAGAACCACAAACUCAGACACCAUCUGCUGGCAUCAUCGUUCAGGUGAUUAAAUACCUGUGUUUUUCUGUUAGUUCUUUCCCAAUUAGGCUGAAAUGCUUUCAGUAUUUUAGGCAUCCUAAGUCAGUCUGUUCCCAUCUCAAGCACCGAGGUAGACUGGCAGCCAAUACUAUCUAAGCAUCAUCAACUUUAUGAUUGCUCAUAGAAAUGAUUGUUUCAAGCUUAUUUAGUCUUAACAGUUUGAAUGUGGGAAGAUUUUGGAGGAGGAGGAGUGACAUUGUAAAUAUCUCUGACAAACAUUGCUGCAUCACACACAAAAAAAAGGGGGAGAUACUUAUAAAACUGCCUUAAAAAUCAAUUCCGAAUGAUGAAUCUCCCUCCAAACAAUUGCCGCUUGAUAGAGCAAGGGAUGAGUCACUUUGGGUGAAUUCUGGCAAGAAGAGGUUGGAAUCUAGUCCGGUUUCAGGAGCGAAAGCGUAAUUUGGGAGCUGAUCUCUCACUCAGUCUGAAAUCACAUCAGCACCAAGGACUGAGCACUGCAGGAUCCAAAGGGUUUAAGGUCUGGGGGGUGCUGUCUGUGCAUGGUUUGGGUCUGGCCCAGCAGGUACUGCAUACCAGUGUCUCCCAGUGACUUCAGGGAAGAUGGGGUUCCUCAGCACCUCUUAAGUUCAGGCCCUGGAGCACCACUUCCUGCUCUGAUCAUCAGCUAUAAAUGUUGAUAAAUAUAAGUGUUUUGCCUUCAUUUGAAUUGCCCAGAGCUGUAAAAUGACCUCUCUCAAGUAUAAAUCAGUCCAGAUAUGAACCUCCUCUCCUACUCUUCCCUACGCUCCCUGCCCACCUUCCCAGCCCUCCCUUGCACCUCCACCCAAGCCCUUCCCUGUCUCAAUUCUUUACCUCCUUCCACACUUUUAUAUCUAGUUUUCAUGAACCCACAGAAAUGCUUUUGUAAAUACUGCUGUACAGUUUGUAACCGUCAUGUAAGCCUGUCAUCAGUGCCAGAGUCCGUCUUGCCCUCUCGCACGUUUUAAAAUCAACAGAGGAAAGUUAGAGCGAAUGGCCCGCCAGUGAGCUAUAGGGUCAUCUCUGUGUGGGACAAAUGUAUAUUCCUGUAAGAUUGCAUUUUUAUCUAAGGAAUGAUGUUAUUUUAAAAUUGCUAAUAAAUUUCUAAACAAUG
Motacilla alba alba is the source of this 21096-nucleotide messenger RNA. It is a transcript of the gene CACNA1C, whose product is annotated as calcium voltage-gated channel subunit alpha1 C. Gene Ontology annotation, cellular component: voltage-gated calcium channel complex; membrane. Bases 7448 to 14134 code for a protein of 2228 amino acids. NCBI's taxonomy places the organism in Eukaryota, Metazoa, Chordata, Aves, Passeriformes, Motacillidae. The record is from RefSeq and is a predicted model, not a curated record. Gene Ontology annotation, molecular function: high voltage-gated calcium channel activity. Gene Ontology annotation, biological process: calcium ion import across plasma membrane. The transcript is spliced from 50 exons.